This is a messenger RNA of Scleropages formosus (Asian bonytongue), 2568 nucleotides long. It is a transcript of the gene pde6b, whose product is annotated as phosphodiesterase 6B, cGMP-specific, rod, beta. The transcript has 22 exons. Bases 1 to 2568 code for a protein of 855 amino acids. Lineage: Eukaryota; Metazoa; Chordata; Actinopteri; Osteoglossiformes; Osteoglossidae. The record is from RefSeq and is a predicted model, not a curated record. Gene Ontology annotation, biological process: signal transduction. Gene Ontology annotation, molecular function: protein binding; 3',5'-cyclic-nucleotide phosphodiesterase activity.
AUGAGCGUCACGAAGGAAGACGUGAAAAAGUUCCUGGAUGAAAACCCAGCCUUUGCCAAAGUUUACUUUGACAAGAAGCUCAAAGCUGGGGCCAUCGCUGCGGUGAUGAACAGGCCAGAGUCCACAGUGGACUUGGCCACUUUCAAGGAUUUGAGCCAGGUGGAAGAAGCAGGGAUCCUGUUCGACCUCAUCCACGAUAUGCAAGAGAACGUUAACAUGGAGAAGGUGGUCUUCAAGAUCCUCAAGAGGAUCAGCUUUCUGAUCCACGCUGACCGCUGUAGCCUGUUCAUGUACCGCCAGCGCAAUGGAAUCGCCGAGCUCGCUACUCGCCUCUUCAACGUCCACAGCAAUGCUGAGCUCGAAGAUUGCCUGGUGCCACCCGACUCAGAGAUUGUGUUUCCUCUGGACAUAGGGGUUGUAGGGCAUGUUGCCCACACCAAGAAAACAAUGAAUGUCAAAGAUGUAUCAGAGGACAGUCACUUCAGCUCAUUUGUGGAUGAAUUAACAGAGUACACCACCAAGAACAUCUUGGCCACGCCCAUCAUGAAUGGCAAAGAUGUGGUGGCGGUCAUAAUGGCCAUCAACAAGACAGAUGGGCCGUUCUUCACAUCUGAGGACCAGGAUCUUUUUUUAAAGUAUCUCAACUUUGCCAGUUUAAAUCUGAAGAUUUUUCACCUGAGUUACCUGCACAACUGUGAGACACGUCGAGGACAGCUCCUGCUGUGGUCGGCCAACAAGGUGUUUGAAGAGCUCACGGACAUUGAGAGACAGUUCCACAAGGCCCUUUACACGGUGCGAGCUUACCUGAACUGUGACAGGUACUCUGUGGGCCUGCUGGACAUGACCAAGGAAAAGGAGUUCUUUGACAUUUGGCCGGUGCUGAUGGGAGAGCAGCCCCCGUACAAAGGUCCUGUGACCCCAGACGGCAGGGAGGUCAUCUUCUACAAAGUCAUCGACUACAUUUUGCACGGAAAAGAAGAAAUCAAAGUCAUACCAAAUCCUCCUGCAGACCACUGGGCAUUGAUUAGUGGACUUCCGACUUACGUGGCAGAGAGUGGUUUUAUUUGUAAUAUCAUGAAUGCUGCAGCAGAAGAAAUGUUCAGCUUCCAGCAAGAACCCCUUGACAGCAGUGGUUGGACCAUCAAGAAUGUACUUUCCUUGCCUAUUGUCAACAAGAAGGAGGAAAUUGUGGGCGUGGCUACGUUUUACAACCGAAAAGAUGGGAAGCCGUUUGACGAGCAGGAUGAGCAACUGAUGGAGUCUCUUACACAGUUCCUGGGCUGGUCUGCGCUUAACACAGACACGUAUGACAAAAUGAACAAGCUGGAGAACAGAAAAGAUAUCGCCCAAGACAUGGUGCUAUACCAUGUCAAAUGCCGUAAUGACGAGAUUCAGAACAUCCUGAAAACACGAGAGUAUUACGGAUGCGAGCCCUCAGAAUGUGAAGAAGAUGAACUCUUACAGAUCUUGAAAAAAGAACUUCCUGGCCCAACAAAGUUUGAGAUCUAUGAGUUCCGGUUUUCUGAUUUUGACUGCACAGAACUGGACCUGGUCAAGUGUGGCAUCCAGAUGUAUUACGAGGUUGGGGUGGUCAAAAAGUUCCAGGUCCCACAAGAGGUCCUAGUCCGGUUCAUGUACUCUGUCAGCAAGGGCUACAGGAAAAUCACCUAUCACAACUGGCGUCACGGGUUCAAUGUUGGGCAGACUAUGUUCACCUUAUUAACGACGGGUCAGUUGAAGAAGUACUACACAGAUCUGGAAGUUAUGGCCAUGAUCACAUCCGGUUUCCUGCAUGACAUUGACCACAGGGGCACCAAUAACCUCUACCAGGUGAAGUCACAAAACCCCUUGGCCAAGCUUCACGGCUCCUCUAUUCUCGAAAGGCACCACUUAGAAUUCGGAAAGUUUUUAUUAGCAGAUGAGUCCCUUAAUAUCUACCAGAACCUCAACAGAAGACAAGUGGAACAUGUCAUACACCUAAUGGACAUUGCUAUCAUUGCCACAGACCUGGCACUGUAUUUCAAAAAAAGGACUAUGUUUCAAAAGAUAGUCGACCUUUCAGAGACAUACGAGGACAGGAAGAAGUGGGUGGAUUUCAUGUCCCUGGAGACCACAAGAAAAGAGAUUGUGAUGGCUAUGAUGAUGACAGCCUGCGACCUGUCGGCCAUCACCAAACCAUGGGAGGUGCAGAGCAAGGUGGCGCUGUCUGUGGCUGCAGAGUUCUGGGAGCAAGGUGACCUGGAGAGAACCGUUCUGAAUCAGCAGCCCAUUCCAAUGAUGGACAGGUACAAGGCUGCAGAGCUUCCAAAGCUCCAGUGUGGUUUCAUCGACUUUGUCUGCACCUUUGUGUACAAGGAGUUCUCUCGGUUCCAUAAAGAAAUUCAGCCCAUGUAUGACGGCAUCCUCAACAACAAAAAGGAAUGGAAGGCCAAGCAGGAUGAGUAUGAGGCACAACUGAAGGCCAUUGAGGAAGCAAAGAAGGCAAAAGAAGAGGCAGAAGCUGCCAAACAUGCUUCAAACAACAAUGCCAGUGCAGGCUCUGGGUCCAAGACCUGCUGUAUCUGCUAA